This is a messenger RNA of Cylicostephanus goldi, 396 nucleotides long. The record is from the annotation of a GenBank genome assembly. Lineage: Eukaryota; Metazoa; Nematoda; Chromadorea; Rhabditida; Strongylidae.
GUACUCCAACAUGAAGUUGAGAUAGAAGUCGAAGGUCUGGAUAAAAUGGGCAACUUCAUCGGUUACCUGUUUAUCGUGCCGGAAGGCGGCGGCAAGCCCCAGAAUCUUUCCGAAUUGCUACUGGAACAAGGCUUGGCUACCCUCCAUUUCACCGCUGAAAAGAGUCCCCAUUACCAUCAGCUCGCUGCAGCGGAACAGCGCGCUAAAGCUGCAAACCGAAACAUUUGGCAGAAUUACAAGGAAGAGGAAGUGGUGCCUGAUGAAGUGAUUGCUCAGCAGAACGACGCUUCUGAAAGAAAAGUCAACUAUAAGAAAGUUGCAGUCACGGACAUUACUAAGUACAUGUGUUGCGAAAUGUCAUGUUUGAACGGAACUAAGGGUUCUAUGGCAUCGUAG